AUGGGGGAAAUAUACAAGAACUCCGUUCUGACGAUUGCUGCGGAUAAUUGCAGAGAUAGUAACGACAGCAUACUUGGGCCGGUUUCAACAGCUCGGGUACGAAACUAUACAGAGCAGGGAUGCAACAGCAGUAAAUAUGGAUUCCAAAGCAAGAUGUAUACUUAUCAUGGUCAAGAAUUUGGGAAUUCCCUCCAAGCGGAGGGCCACGCAGACAUAUCAAAAGGCAUGUUGUCGUCAAGAGCUUGGGCUCUGCAAGAACAGAUUCUUUCCCCUAGAACUCUACAGUGGGCUCCACUACAGUUAGUAUGGAGCUGUCGCCACACCACGUUGUCGGAAGAACGCCCCUCGGAUGUACGUUGUCUUGAUGAAGCUCGAGGAUUGAACUACCCAGAAUCCCCGCCAAAUCAGUACCACUCGACCAAGAUGAUCUGUCUGUCUCAGAAACAACUCGAACUUGCAACGCCACAGACGAUGUUCACAACCCCAGGCCUUCGUGAUAUAAACGAUCCCCUGCAGAUCUGGUACCUCAUAGUUCAACAGUUCUUGCGGCGCAACAUCACAUACGAGAUUGAUUCUUUGCCCGCAAUUUCGGGAUUGGCGAGAGAAGUGAGGCGACAUACGGGCUAUGAUUAUCUUGUUGGAUUAUGGUCACAAGACUUCUUCAAUGGACUUUUAUGGUCGAUCGACAGCUUUACGAGGUGUCCUAAGGUUUAUGUUGGGCCAUCUUGGAGUUGGGUAUCACGCAGGGCAAAGUAUGGCUCGGCGAAAGCAGCGGGCCUCGGACCCAACAGAUUCGUACACAUUUUUGACAAAAUCGACAUCAGACUUGACCCAGUUGCAGAAGUCAUGGGAACCGAUAUCGUCUAUACAACUGAUGAUAUCUUUGGACCAGUCAAGUCGGCGACUUUACGUCUCAAAGCUCCUUGCUUAUCGAUCGUGUCAUUUGAGAAAGUCGAAGUCAAGCUUCCUUACCACCGAGAUACCUCUCAGAGGCGCUUUUACGGUGAUGAUCCAUCGGCAGCUCUAGUUGACGACGGAUCUAUCUUGUGUUGGUUGGAUAAGCCACUCUUUGAGGAAAAUCAAAUGCAGUCAUUGGACGCGGAAGGUUUGCGUAAUUCUGGUGCGGUGGUGGCAAGGGUUGCGACGCUGUGUGGUAGUCGUGGCACAAAUGUUGGGAAAGCUUUCAUAAAACCUUUGAAAGGAGUACUGCUCAAUCAGAACUGGUCGUUGAUUCUAGUGCCAGCUUUACCAAAUGAGGAAAAGGGUGAAGAGAGUCCGAAAUGGAGAAGAGUUGGAAUUGCCAGAGUGGCCGAUGACUUGCUUAAUAGGGAAGACUGGGAGACAAGGGAGUUGAGCAUAAUCUAG
Cadophora gregata is the source of this 1365-nucleotide messenger RNA. RefSeq lists its product as uncharacterized. The record is from RefSeq and is a predicted model, not a curated record. The coding region runs from base 1 to 1365 and encodes 454 amino acids. NCBI's taxonomy places the organism in Eukaryota, Fungi, Ascomycota, Leotiomycetes, Helotiales, Ploettnerulaceae. The transcript has a single exon.